ACUCCCUACUCCGAGCCACACGCGCAAACUCCACUGCGCUCCAACUCCGGCGAUGGCUUCCAUCUCCGGCGCGGCGGCGGCGGCGGCGGCGGCGCCCUCCUCCGGGGUGUGCGGCCUCCGCCUCCGGCGAGACCACCUCCCCCGGUCCUCCUACCUCGGCCUCGCCCGUUCCAACUCCGUCGUCUACUCGACGUCCUCCUCCCCCAACUCGCUCACCUCGAAGCAGUCGGGCGGCCACGCCCAUGCCCACGAGGCGGUGGACAAGGACCCCAUCAGGCUGUGGAACCGCUACGUGGAGUGGCUGUACCAGCACAAGCAGCUGGGGCUGUUCGUCGACGUGAGCCGGAUCGGGUUCACCGAGGAGUUCCUGCGGCGGAUGGAGGAGCCCAUGCGGGGGGCCUUCGCGGCGAUGCGGGAGCUCGAGAAGGGCGCCAUCGCCAACCCCGACGAGGGCCGCAUGGUCGGCCACUACUGGCUGCGCAACCCGGCCCUCGCCCCCAACUCCUUCCUCAAGGACAAAAUCGAGACCACGCUCGAACGAAUCCUCGCAUUCGCCAGCGAUAUCAUCUCCGCCAAAAUAAGGCCUCCAUCAUCCUCUGCCGGCCGAUUUACUCAAAUUUUAUCCAUAGGAAUUGGUGGUUCAUCGUUGGGGCCACAAUUUGUUGCGGAGGCACUUGCUCCGGAUAAUCCUCCACUGAUGAUAAGAUUUAUCGACAACACCGAUCCAGCUGGAAUUGACCACCAAAUUGCACAGCUAGGACCAGAACUUGCAUCAACUCUAGUGGUUGUAAUUUCUAAGAGUGGAGGCACUCCUGAAACUCGAAAUGGUCUGUUAGAAGUACAAAAGGCCUUCCGAGAUGCUGGACUAGACUUCUCAAAACAGGGUGUUGCAAUUACUCAGGAGAAUUCUUUAUUAGAUAACACUGCCAGAAUAGAGGGGUGGCUAGCUAGAUUUCCCAUGUUUGACUGGGUCGGUGGUAGAACGUCAGAAAUGUCUGCUGUUGGUUUACUGCCAGCAGCACUACAGGGUAUUGACAUCAAGGAAAUGCUAGUUGGUGCUGCACAAAUGGAUGAGGAAACUAGGAAUACUGAGAUUAAGGAAAAUCCUGCAGCCUUACUUGCAUUGUGUUGGUAUUGGGCAUCAGAUGGAGUAGGUAAUAAGGAUAUGGUUGUAUUGCCAUACAAGGAUAGCCUGCUUCUUUUGAGUAGAUACUUGCAACAACUUGUCAUGGAAUCUCUUGGGAAAGAAUUUGAUCUUGAUGGAAACCAGGUUAAUCAGGGACUAACAGUGUAUGGUAACAAAGGAAGCACAGAUCAGCAUGCUUACAUUCAGCAGCUGAGAGAAGGUGUACACAACUUCUUUGUUACUUUUAUUGAGGUUUUGCGUGAUAGGCCUCCUGGUCAUGAGUGGGAACUUGAACCAAGUGUUACAUGUGGGGACUACUUGUUUGGAAUGCUACAUGGGACUCGUUCAGCUCUGUAUGCAAAUGAUCGUGAAUCUAUUACAGUCACCGUCCAAGAAGUAAAUCCUAGAGCUGUUGGAGCACUUGUUGCACUCUAUGAACGUGCUGUUGGUCUUUAUGCUUAUCUAAUCAAUAUCAAUGCCUAUCAUCAACCUGGUGUCGAGGCAGGUAAAAAGGCUGCAGGAGAGGUGCUGGCACUUCAAAAAAGGAUCCUACUUGUUCUGAACGAAGCCAGCUGCAAGGACCCUGUUGAACCACUGACACUGGAUCAAAUUGCAGAUCGUUGCCACUGCCCUGAAGAGAUUGAAAUGAUAUACAAAAUAAUUCAGCACAUGGCUGCAAACGAUAGAGCUCUUAUUGCAGAAGGCAACUGCGGGUCGCCAAGAAGCAUCAAGGUUUACCUUGGAGAGUGCGACGUGGACGAUGAUAUGAUUUAA
Messenger RNA from Oryza brachyantha (malo sina), 1900 nucleotides. Its product is annotated as glucose-6-phosphate isomerase 1, chloroplastic-like. Lineage: Eukaryota; Viridiplantae; Streptophyta; Magnoliopsida; Poales; Poaceae. Gene Ontology annotation, biological process: glucose 6-phosphate metabolic process; gluconeogenesis; glycolytic process. Gene Ontology annotation, cellular component: cytosol. The record is from RefSeq and is a predicted model, not a curated record. The coding region runs from base 53 to 1900 and encodes 615 amino acids. The transcript has 14 exons. Gene Ontology annotation, molecular function: glucose-6-phosphate isomerase activity; monosaccharide binding; carbohydrate derivative binding.